AUGGGUCACCAGCAGCUCUACUGGAGCCAGCUGGGGAGCUUCGGCCAGGGUUCCGGUUCUUGCCGCAUCUGCCACGGUCUGAUCUGGAAAUACGGCCUCAACAUGUGCCGCCGGUGUUCCCGUCAGUAUGCGAAGGACAUAGGUUUCAUUACGUUGGACUAAGUGAACUUCCAUGAAUGGGUCGUUCAAGACAUCUACCUUAUGACAGAAUGCCAUCUCUUUGUACAUAAAAUAA
This is a messenger RNA of Myotis daubentonii (Daubenton's bat), 235 nucleotides long. Its product is annotated as small ribosomal subunit protein uS14-like. The record is from RefSeq and is a predicted model, not a curated record. Lineage: Eukaryota; Metazoa; Chordata; Mammalia; Chiroptera; Vespertilionidae. The coding region runs from base 1 to 162 and encodes 53 amino acids. The transcript has a single exon.